AUGUCUACACGGGUGGUCUCGCGCAACAAUAUCUCUCCACACAUCCAUCGCCUUCCACCAGAACUACUCAUGCCAAUCUUCUACGAUGCUCAGCGGCGCCUUCGCGACAUCCGAUUCGCCCAUGUCUGUCGUUAUUGGCGUGCAGUUCUGCUGUCCAUGUUCGAAUUCUGGGUCUCCACGCUGACGCACCUCAAGAUCUCGUCCCGCGGUGUGGCCCACGAGCUGCUCACACACUGCCUCUCCUUGUCCUCGCCCCACCCUAUCAAAGUGCGCGUGGAAUUCACGGGACAGUCGGAGUACGAGCUUCUCGCCCCGCACGCGCCUCGUAUCGUGAAGCUGUCCGUUCGGUUGGAGGACCAUGAUGCCGUGCGGGCCUUCGAAGAACUACUUACGAAUGGUCUACCGCACCUCGAAAAUCUUCGUUACGAGUGCCCACUCGUCCUCGGGCGCCUCCAACCCUGGAAACCCGUAGCACGUCUGCUCUCAGACUUCUCGCUCCCGGCACUGCGCCGACUGGAAAUUCAUGGCGCCUUCCCUCUGUUUAUGUGCGUAAAAGACACUCUAGAACAUCUCGUCUUGUAUGGCCGACCACACAGAAUAACGCACUGCCGGUACGCGCUGGCCCGUUGCCGAUCCCUGCAAUCCUUGACGCUGCGAGCCUACGAAAUGGACACUCCCUGGUCAUCGCCAUAUCAUAGUGUUAUAAUGCCGAUCAACCCCGAUGAGCUUCCGCCCACGUACGACGUUCCCCACCUCCGCCGCGUCUCCGUCGACUUCAUGGCGAUCGACAUACUGGAUACUCUCACGGGACAGCUCAACAUGCCCCAGCCCGAAUCUCUUCACCUGAGUUACAGCACCAUAAUCGGAUUUAUCCCCGAUAUUCUGGAAUCCGUAUCUGUCCUCAUGCUAUUGCCGACACUCACGCGACUCUACCUCGGGCGCUCUUAUCGUGCACGGCGCGUGGACCUGCUUGGGUACUUGGACACUCACCUGGAGCGCCUCCAUAUCUCUCUCUGGCGCGACUGGGCUGAGGGCGAUGCGCUCGUACGGCUCCUCGACGGGUUCAGGGCCUCCAAGGUGACGGCGCUCGCAGUCGACCUACCGCGCCUCUCGUCCGUGUUGGAGCAGAGCGCUUGGGGGCAACCGUGGGCGAGCGAAGACACCAUCUACGAUGUGUGCGCGCACGCGCUGACCCGCACGCUCCGUCGGAUGGAGUUGCUCGGGGGUAUGCCGGCCUCGGCGAAGGUGCGCUUCGCGCGAUGGUUCGUGCGCGCCGGGGGAGAGGAUAGGCUGCCCCCGAGCGUACUUACGCUCUGCUGGGUGCUCGACGUCGCGCGUGGGCAGGCGCGUGAGCAAAUGGCACGCGAGGAGCUGGAGAUGCUGAGGAAGCUGCUCGAGGAGUUUCAUAUUGAGGGGUGUCGGCUAGGCCGGCUGGAGCUAUAUGGUACUCUGCAGAGCGAGAUCAUCUCCACUCGUGUGGAGGAGGUGAGUACGAACGUCCAGCGUUGUACGGAGGUCGCGGGGGCGUUCGUCCCGCACUUUGAAAAGCUAGUAGACGUAGUUACUCUCGUAUAA
Trametes versicolor FP-101664 SS1 is the source of this 1575-nucleotide messenger RNA. RefSeq lists its product as uncharacterized. The transcript has a single exon. NCBI's taxonomy places the organism in Eukaryota, Fungi, Basidiomycota, Agaricomycetes, Polyporales, Polyporaceae. Bases 1 to 1575 code for a protein of 524 amino acids. The record is from RefSeq and is a predicted model, not a curated record.